AUGAAUUUGAGAGACCUGGUGGCGGAGAAAUCGGUGGUGGUGUUCGCUCGCAAGGGCUGCUGCAUGUGCCACGUGGUCAAGCUGUUGCUGAACGGCCACGGCGUCAAUCCGGCUAUUCUCGACGUCGACGAGCUGGACGAAGCCGAUGUAACCCAGGUUUUCGGCGGUGCGCCGCAGUUUCCGACGGUUUUUGUAGGCGGAGUGCUUUUCGGAGGGCUGGAGCAGGUGAUGGGGGCUCAUAUCUCCGGCGAAUUGGUGCCCAGAUUGAGAGAAGCUAGGGCUUUGUGGCUUUGA
Messenger RNA from Salvia splendens (bonfire salvia), 294 nucleotides. Its product is annotated as glutaredoxin-C9-like. Bases 1 to 294 code for a protein of 97 amino acids. Lineage: Eukaryota; Viridiplantae; Streptophyta; Magnoliopsida; Lamiales; Lamiaceae. The transcript has a single exon. The record is from RefSeq and is a predicted model, not a curated record.